AUGGUCGCCCAACCUACGCACUGGCAGCCGACAAAGAAGCCAACCAUGUGCCGUAGCCGCGGGUUAGCGGCCGGCGCAGCUGCGGGCUGGCGGCCGGCGCAGCCGCGGGCUGGCGGCCGGCGCAGCCGCGGGCUGGCGGCCGGCGCAGCCGCGGGCUGGCGGCCGGCGCAGCCGCGGGCUGGCGGCCGGCGCAGCCGCGGGCUGGCGGGGCUGGCGGUCGCCGCAGCAGCCGCGGGCUGGCGGUCGCCGCAGCAGCCGCGGGCUGGCGGUCGCCGCAGCAGCCGCGGGCUGGCGGUCGCCGCAGCAGCCGCGGGCUGGCGGCCGUCGCAGCCGCCGCGGGCUGGCGGCCACCGCAGCUGCUAUCCAUGGGCUGGCGCCCACCACAGCCGCGGGCUGGCGGCCGCCUCUGCCGCUAUCUACGGGCUGGCGGUCGGCACAGCCGCCCGAUGA
Messenger RNA from Zingiber officinale, 450 nucleotides. RefSeq lists its product as uncharacterized. The record is from RefSeq and is a predicted model, not a curated record. NCBI's taxonomy places the organism in Eukaryota, Viridiplantae, Streptophyta, Magnoliopsida, Zingiberales, Zingiberaceae. Bases 1 to 450 code for a protein of 149 amino acids. The transcript has a single exon.